CAUUUCUGCCACCAGCUCUGGUGUCCUGACUGGCCACAGUGGAGAGAAGAUGGAAGACUCUUACAAGGAUAGGACUUCACUGGUGAAGGGUGCCAAGGACAUCGCCAGAGAGGUGAAGAAGCAAACAGUGAAGAAGGUGAACCGAGCAGUGGAUCGGGCCCAGGACGAAUACACCCAGAGGUCCUACAGUAGGUUCCAGGAUGAGGAGGAGGACGACGACUAUUACCCCCCUGGAGAGACCUACGGUGGGGACGCCCACGACGAUGAAGGCUCCAGCGAAGCCACCGAGGGCCAUGACGAGGAGGAUGAGAUCUACGAAGGGGAGUACCAGGGGAUCCCCAGCACCAACCAAGGGAAAGACAGCCUGGUCUCGGUCGUGCAGCCCAAGCUCGAGGGGUACAAGGACGGCGGGCAGCUGGAGUCCCAGCGGAGAGCCGAGGAGGAAGAGCUGGCCCAGCAGUACGAGCAGAUCAUGCAGGAGUGUGGCCACGGCCGCUUCCAGUGGGCCCUGUUCUUCGUCCUGGGCCUGGCGCUCAUGGCGGAUGGCGUGGAGGUGUUCGUCGUGGGCUUCGUGUUACCCAGCGCCGAGACAGACCUGUGCAUCCCCAACUCGGGCUCCGGAUGGCUGGGCAGCAUAGUGUACCUCGGGAUGAUGGUGGGGGCAUUCUUCUGGGGAGGACUGGCAGACAAAGUGGGAAGGAAACAGUCUCUUCUGAUUUGCAUGUCUGUCAACGGAUUCUUUGCCUUCCUUUCUUCGUUUGUCCAAGGUUAUGGCUUCUUUCUCUUCUGUCGCUUGCUUUCUGGAUUCGGGAUCGGAGGAGCCAUUCCUACAGUCUUCUCCUACUUUGCUGAGGUGCUGGCCCGGGAGAAGCGGGGUGAGCAUCUCAGCUGGCUCUGCAUGUUUUGGAUGAUUGGUGGCAUCUACGCUUCCGCCAUGGCCUGGGCCAUCAUCCCACACUAUGGGUGGAGCUUCAGCAUGGGCUCAGCGUACCAGUUCCACAGCUGGCGUGUCUUCGUCAUCGUGUGCGCACUCCCCAGCGUCUGCUCCGUGGUGGCCCUCACGUUCAUGCCGGAGAGCCCUCGGUUCUUGCUGGAGGUUGGAAAACACGAUGAAGCCUGGAUGAUCCUGAAGCUGAUUCAUGACACCAACAUGAGAGCCCGCGGGCAGCCUGAGAAAGUCUUCACGGUGAACAAAAUCAAAACCCCUAAGCAAAUAGACGAGCUGAUUGAAAUUGAGAGUGACACUGGAACGUGGUACAGGAGGUGUUUUGUUCGGAUCCGCACGGAGCUGUACGGAAUCUGGUUGACUUUUAUGAGAUGUUUCAACUAUCCAGUCAGGGAAAAUACGAUAAAGCUAACCAUUGUGUGGUUCACCCUCUCCUUUGGGUACUAUGGGUUAUCCGUGUGGUUUCCCGAUGUCAUUAAACAUCUGCAGUCCGAUGAAUACGCACUGCUCACUAGAAACGUGCAAAGGGAUAGAUACGCAAAUUUCAGUAUUAACUUCACGAUGGAAAAUCAGAUUCAUACUGGGAUGGAAUACGACAACGGCAGAUUCCUAGGAGUGAAGUUCAAGUCUGUAACAUUCAAAGACUCCGUAUUUAAGUCCUGCACCUUUGAAGAUGUGACCUCAGUCAACACCUACUUCAAGAAUUGCACCUUUAUUGACACCAUUUUCGACAACACGGAUUUUGAGCCAUAUAAAUUCAUUGACAGUGAAUUUCACAACUGCUCGUUUUUUCACAACAAGACGGGGUGUCAGAUUACCUUUGAGGAUGACUACAGUGCCUACUGGAUUUAUUUCGUCAACUUCCUGGGGACACUGGCAGUGUUGCCAGGAAACAUUGUGUCUGCUCUUCUGAUGGACAGAAUCGGGCGUUUAACCAUGCUAGGUGGCUCCAUGGUGCUUUCGGGGAUCAGCUGCUUCUUCCUGUGGUUUGGCACCAGCGAAUCUAUGAUGAUCGGCAUGCUCUGCCUCUACAACGGCCUGACCAUCUCGGCCUGGAACUCUCUCGAUGUCGUCACGGUGGAGUUGUACCCCACAGACCGGAGGGCCACCGGCUUCGGCUUCCUGAACGCCCUCUGCAAAGCCGCGACUGUCCUGGGAAACUUGAUAUUCGGCUCGCUGGUCAGCAUCACCAAAGCCAUCCCCAUCCUGCUGGCCUCCACCGUGCUGGUGUGCGGCGGACUCGUGGGGCUGCGCCUGCCCGACACACGAACCCAGGUCCUGAUGUGAGGGAACCAAAGCCACUCCUCCGCGUGCGUCCUCCUCCCGCCUGAGUCACUUCUGCCCACCGGCUCAAGGCUCUGGGGCUUUGUGUUGUGUUGUUUUGUUUCCAUAUAGAGAAAGAUGUCCAAGUAUCAAAACAA
Perognathus longimembris pacificus (Pacific pocket mouse) is the source of this 2367-nucleotide messenger RNA. It is a transcript of the gene Sv2c, whose product is annotated as synaptic vesicle glycoprotein 2C. Gene Ontology annotation, cellular component: membrane. Gene Ontology annotation, biological process: chemical synaptic transmission; transmembrane transport. Bases 50 to 2233 code for a protein of 727 amino acids. Gene Ontology annotation, molecular function: transmembrane transporter activity. The record is from RefSeq and is a predicted model, not a curated record. Lineage: Eukaryota; Metazoa; Chordata; Mammalia; Rodentia; Heteromyidae. The transcript has 12 exons.